Molecule: messenger RNA, 369 nt
Organism: Mesocestoides corti
Lineage: Eukaryota; Metazoa; Platyhelminthes; Cestoda; Cyclophyllidea; Mesocestoididae
Source: the annotation of a GenBank genome assembly
AUGGAGCAUGUUGCGCUCCCAGUCAGUACCAUCUCCCUCCAAAUCCUCCGCCCUCCCGCCGCCCCGGUGGAUCGGCAAGCAUGUAGUAGUAAGCGGUCGUCGCGCGCACGCACCGAGAUACCGCACGUUAGCACAUUCAACUGGAAAUGUUGCUGCUGGCGUGCGCUCCCAUUGAAGAUGCUGCCGACUGGCGUGUGUGCGCAAUUGCCGUUGUUCUCAUUCCAGUCGUUCCACGCCAGCGUGCGCGUCCUCACUGCGCAGAAAGCGACAACGGCUUUCUAUUAUUUAGCAGAGAGAGAGAGGGAGGGAGAGAGUGGAGGGGUGGCCUUGGCUGGCGUGACUCGGUAUGGGUGGGAGGGAGGCGAAUGA